GUUGACGCUGAUCAUUAGAGCGCUUGCAAUGCCCUUUAUAGCUAGCAAGUUGCCUAAUGUUCUCCAUCUGGAAAGAUGAAUUACAUUUUGGCUUGAAAAAACGUUCCGAUAUACCCUAAUAUACACCUCUAAUAGUUUAUAACAUUAUGUUACGAGCUGGAAGUACUGUUGCCUGCUCAGCAUGCAGGAAUCUGCUCCCCUCCAGAGUGGGCCUGAGGUUCCGCAUGCCCCUGCAGAAACUACACCCUCUUUCUUGUGCCAUUCACCACUGCUUCUCACCCAGCACCAACCCACAGAGGCCCCCUCACUGUUCAGCUGCACGCCGCUUCACCUCCCUCUCCAGGCUCCCCAUACGCCCUGCCAAGGCCCGGCGAGGAGGCCACGGCCGCCAGCAGCAGCGCAACUUCUGGGCGGCCCGUCUGGCUGCCAGGCUGCUCAAGCUGCGUUACAUCUUGCUUGGAUCUGCCGUCGGAGGAGGCUACACUGCUAAAAAGACGUAUGAUGAAUGGAAGGACAUGCUUCCUGAUUUGAGCGAGUACACAUGGAUAGUGCCUGACUUUGUUUGGGAGCUCAGUGAAAAUUUUGACUUAGACAAGCUAACCAGUGCUUUGCCUGAAAUGGAGGAGAUUGCCAAGAUACUCCCAGACAUGGAGAAGAUAGGGGAGAACUUCACGUUCCUUAAGAGUCUUCUCUCCAGCGGUAUGAGUAGUGAAGUCUUUGGAGCUUCUGGUCUGCGUCUGUUGUUAGAAACUGCAAGUGAGGCGUCCCUGAAAGCGCCUGAGAUCCACUCAGCGACAGCAGCUGUGCCCGAGAGUGGUGACAAGCAGUUUAAGAAGCAGGGGCUGCUCAGAGAGCUCAUUCUCAUUCAGCAGCAGAUCCAGCAACAUGAAGAGGAAGUUUGGCGGGCAGCGGCGGCCAGUAAUUCAUGGCCGCCGCCCGAGCCCCGCCCCAACCCGGCCCAGAGUCCGUCCCCCACCCAGGCCCCGAACCCCAAGCGCAAGUCAUCAGAUAAAGAAAAAGUCGACCAACUUCAAGAAGAGCUUCUUCGCACCCAGAUGAAGUACCAGCGGAUGCUGGAGCGUCUGGAGAAGGAGAACAAGGAGCUGAGGAAGGUGGUGCUACAGAAAGAUGACAAAGGCAUUCACCAAAGGAAGGUCAAGAAGUCAUUGAUUGACAUGUACUCCGAGGUCCUAGACAUUCUGUCAGAUUAUGACUCCAACUACAAUACCCAAGAUCACCUGCCAAGGGUGGUGGUUGUAGGGGACCAGAGUGCAGGAAAGACCAGUGUGUUGGAGAUGAUUGCUCAGGCUAGGAUCUUCCCCCGAGGCUCAGGAGAGAUGAUGACCAGAUCUCCUGUCAAGGUGACACUAAGUGAAGGCCCUCAUCAUGUAGCCAUGUUCAAAGAUAGCACCCGUGAGUUUGACCUGGGAAAAGAGGAGGAUCUUGCAGCAUUGAGGCAUGAAAUUGAACUGCGGAUGCGGAAGAGUGUGAAGGAGGGCCAAACAGUCAGUGCUGAGACAAUAUCUUUAAAUGUGAAAGGCCCAGGGAUCCAGAGAAUGGUUCUUGUUGACUUACCAGGAGUAAUCAGUACUGUGACCACAGGUAUGGCUACAGACACCAAGGAUACCAUCUUUAGCAUCAGCAGAGCAUACAUGCAGAACCCAAAUGCUAUCAUUCUAUGCAUUCAGGAUGGUUCAGUUGAUGCAGAGCGCAGUAUAGUCACCGACCUGGUCAGCCAAAUGGACCCUCAUGGUAGACGGACCAUUUUUGUUCUGACCAAAGUGGACCUUGCAGAGAAGAAUCUAGCUAGCCCAAACAGAAUCCAGCAGAUAGUUGAGGGCAAGCUGUUCCCUAUGAAGGCUUUGGGUUACUUUGCUGUAGUGACUGGCAAAGGUAGUAGUAGUGAAAGCAUAGAAUCCAUCAAAGACUAUGAAGAGGACUUCUUUCAGAACUCCAGACUUCUGAGAGAUGGCAUGCUGAAGGCUCACCAGGUAACCACAAAGAACCUGAGUCUGGCUGUGUCUGACUGCUUCUGGAAAAUGGUGAGGGAGUCAGUCGAGCAGCAGGCGGACGCGUUUAAAGCUUCCCGCUUCAACCUGGAGACAGAGUGGAAGAAUAAUUACCCACGGUUACGGGAGCUGGACAGGAAUGAGCUUUUUGAAAAGGCCAAGAAUGAGAUCCUGGAUGAGGUCAUCAGCUUGAGCCAGGUCACACCGAAACACUGGGAGUCCAUCUUGCAAAAGAAGCUGUGGGAGAGAGUGUCCACGCAUGUGAUUGAGAACAUUUACCUGCCUGCUGCCCAGACCAUGAACUCAGGCACCUUCAACACCACUGUAGAUAUCAAGCUGAAGCAGUGGACAGACAAGCAGCUGCCACACAAAGCACUGGAGGUUGCCUGGGAGACACUGCAGGAGGAAUUUGCCCGUUUCAUGGCUGAGUACAAAGGGAAAGAUCAGGAUGACAUCUUCGACAAGCUCAAAGAAGCUGUCAAAGAUGAGAGCAUUAAGAGACAUAAAUGGAAUGAGAGCGCCAUGGAUAGCUUGCGAGUGAUCCAGCACAACGCCCUAGAGGAUCGCUCCAUCACAGACAAGCCUCAGUGGGACUCCGCCAUCGAGUUCAUGGAGGAGACGCUGCAGUCGCGCCUCAAAGACACUGAGUCAGUUAUAGCUGACAUGGUGGGGCCCAACUGGAAGCAGAGAUGGAUGAGCUGGACCAACCGCACGCCAGAACAACAUGUUCGUAAUGAAACCAAGAAUGAGCUGGAGCGCCUACUGAAGCUUCACGACGACCACACGGCCUACCUGGCCAACGAUGAGGUCACUACCGUCCGCAAAAACCUGGAGGCGCGAGGGGUGGAGGUGGACCCCGUGCUGAUCAAGGACACCUGGCACCAACUGUACAGACGACACUUUCUGCAGAAGUCCUUGUUCCACUGUAAUCUCUGCCGAAGGGGCUUCUACUACUACCAGAGGCACUUUGUCGACUCAGAGCUGGAGUGCAAUGAUGUGGUUCUGUUCUGGAGGAUCCAGAGGAUGUUAAGCAUUACAGCUAAUACUCUUCGACAGCAGCUCACCAACACGGAGGUGCGGCGCUUGGAGAAGAAUGUGAAAGAGGUGCUAGAGGACUUUGGGGAGGACAGUGAGAAAAAGGUGCAAUUGAUCACAGGCAGGAGAGUUCAACUGGCCGAAGACCUCACUCCCCCCCCGCUGGGCUUUUAGUGGGGUGUUCUUUGCCCUUGUGUUGAACCCUAGUCUCUACAGUGGAGCGGGCCUGCAAAUCCUCUGCUUCUUAUAGCCAUCUGGUUUCAAGAUAAGUCUGCAUGUUGAUUUGUAGUGCUGCCUCUCCUGGGCUGAUCUGCCGUUGACGUGCUGUUUUAUGUGCCACCUCCAUGUCCCUCACCUGCUAUCUUUUAUAGCUAAUGUUAUCAUAUGGAUUUUGAGACAAAACAAGUGGCAGCCACCAUCGCUCUGCUCGCUGCCUCGUGAGGCCUGACGCACAGAGGCUGCUGUUCUCCGCUUUCAGAGACCCCUCAUGUCUGACCGCCAUAAAAAAAAAAAAAAGCCCACCUUUGAAAUGACACAUUGAGUUUCCAGGAACCCACGCAGCCACCCUCUGAACCCCUCUCAGACUUCUGAGGAGAGGGCUGGUGGGGGAAUGUGAGCUGCUGAAAAAGCUGUUGCCACAUUUUAAUUUCUUUGCUGCUUUCCCCUCUGUUGGCGGUCCUGCUCGAUGGUAAGGACCGAAAGGUACCCUUUCCAGGCACGGGAUUGGGUUUCGCUUGGCCUCUCGCUCUCCCUGUCCCUCCUGCUCUUAGGUGACGUCCUGUGCCCCAACGCUCCCUUUUUUCUCUCGCUCGUCUCUUCUCCUUGGUCACAGUGUUUCACAGUCUAAUUACAGGUCAAUUAAAGGCUUUCUCCAGCCUUCUGCCGCGGCGGGGCAGGCAGCUUAGGGCUCGGAGAGAGCCAGAGUGAAAGAGAUAUCAUUUCACGUGGAGAUCAGGCAAGAGCCCCUUUGAAAGAAGGGAUUGAGGAGGAACCCUGAAAGAGUGAAAGCCAUCCCCCUUCUCCCUUCUGGGAAAAAAAGGGGCUGCUGGGAUAGGGGCCAAAGGAUUAUGGGAAUAUUCAUGACCACAUAAAGAGCAGGGACUCAUGAAUGGAUGUGUCCAGAAGCUCAUCUCUUAGGUAAACAAGGGCCUAAAUGGACUUUAGAGCCUGCUCUCGGACACACAGGAGCAGGCUAAGGACUGAUUCUCUUCAUUCCUUUUCUUCUGUGUCACAUUUCAGUGUGCAGUGAAAAUAAAGCCUUAUUUUGCCCCCCCAGCAUCCUACGUUCUUCCUUGUGGAACAAACAGAUGGUAGAAAGAAAUAAAUAUAUGUUGCUUGCUGUCUUUUCAGACACGUUAAGCCAGUAUGCACACAAACCGCGCUGCCUUCUUUCGCUUGGGCUUUCUUCCUUAAAAUUGGAACGGCUGCAUGUCUACAAAUGUGUUGUUGGUUUGUAUAUUGUAAGCAUAUUGAGAAUCUGGCCUAUUCUGGCCUUUCCGGCUUCUGUUUUUUUGUUUGUUUGUUUGUUUUUCUUUCAGGCCUGUCACCUUAGACUAGAUUUGUCAAUUUUACAUCAUUUUACUGUGGACAGUACCUCGCUAUGUAAAUUUCCACUAAAAAUGUGUUGCUGUUAUGAGUUGUAAACCAUACUGCAUUUGCUCCCAAAUAAUACAGGAGCUCCUCCCAAAUCAUUUUGGAGUUUUUAAUGGAUUGUGCGGAGCUCAGCUACAUUGCUUGGUUUAGGGUGUUUGAGAGUUAAACAGUUCAGCCAGGUUUCGACAGCUUUAAGGUGGUGGAGCACUGUGCUCCUGCCAGCCUCACAUGAGCAGAUCUGUCCAGCUUUGACUUUGAGCCCUACACCUGCCAUGUCACAGCGCCCUCUCCCACUCUUAAUGCCUCCAUUACGCUCCCUAAUCUCCAACAUCUCGCUCUUUCAUGCGCUCUUGCUCUAACAGAGUAUCAAAGGCUAGGGCAUUGCUGAUGUCUGCCAGAAGUGUGUGUUUGCCUUUGUGUGUGCGGGUGUGUGUGUGUAAGUGUGUGGGCAAGGUGCUGUAGGGUCAUAUUUCAGGGGCUGAAAUUAUUUGUGAGAGAUUGCACACGUGCGUGUGCCGGUGUGUGUAUG
Molecule: messenger RNA, 5166 nt
Organism: Electrophorus electricus (electric eel)
Lineage: Eukaryota; Metazoa; Chordata; Actinopteri; Gymnotiformes; Gymnotidae
Gene: opa1
Product: OPA1 mitochondrial dynamin like GTPase
Biological process (GO): mitochondrial fission; endocytosis; peroxisome fission
Cellular component (GO): microtubule; mitochondrial membrane; mitochondrial intermembrane space
Molecular function (GO): GTPase activity; microtubule binding; GTP binding
Source: RefSeq, a predicted model, not a curated record